GCUAAAGGAAUGUGCAGAGAGCAAGUGAGCAAAGGACAGAAAGAAAGGUGGAGUAACCUUGUUGCCUCACAAAGCCAGCGAAAGAAAGGAAGGGUGUUGCCUGCGACCCACCUGAACAGCUUGAGCAAAAGAGGAGGGACCAGACACACAUUCACUCUUAAACACAAGUCGUAUCUGGGGGGAAUAUUCAGUCGAUUGUGCACAGCACCAAGUGGGGUAGGAAGGGAACUUUUUCCUGCAAGCACAAGAUGUUUCCCUGUUGUUUGGAUUUGUGAAGACACAGGUGGAAAACUUAUUUUCCCUCUUCGGUUAAUCAUUGGACACAAGGGAGAGAAUAAAGGAUUUUCUUUUAGAGAACUUUGGUUGGUGGUUGGACUCUGGGACUUGGAUUGGGAAACAACAAACUAAGAGACUGAAAUGGGAGGAUGGGCGCUGCGUCUCGCUGUGUGGAUCUCCGUUCUCAUGCUCGCUGUGACAGCCAGCCGUGCUAAUGAGGUGAACCACUGUACUGCUGCAAGGGCAAAAACCUGCUCAGAAUGUAUCCAGAUCGCCACAGGAUGUGCUUACUGCCCCGAUGAGAUCUUCGAGCAUGAGCGUUGUGACCUGAAGGAAAACUUGGAGGCCCGUAAAUGUAGUAGUCGGAUGGUAACAAUUAAGAGCAGCUGGAAAAUUGUAGAGAAUGUGCAAAUGAAUAAGUCACUAAAGUACUCUCAGGUGGCCCCUCAGCUAAUGAGCAUGACGCUUCUCCCCGGGGAGGAGAGGGAGGUGGAGAUGGAGGUGUUUGAACCAGCCCGUGGCCCUCUGGACCUCUACAUCCUCAUGGACUUCUCCAACUCUAUGUCUGAUGAUCUGGACAACCUGAAGAGGAUGGGAGACCAGCUGGGGCACAUUUUUGUGGCAGGGACAUUUGAAAGACUUCAAAGGCAAUGCUCUGUGUGA
Sinocyclocheilus grahami is the source of this 939-nucleotide messenger RNA. Its product is annotated as integrin beta-4-like. The record is from RefSeq and is a predicted model, not a curated record. Gene Ontology annotation, molecular function: integrin binding. Bases 418 to 939 code for a protein of 173 amino acids. Gene Ontology annotation, cellular component: integrin complex; focal adhesion; cell surface. Lineage: Eukaryota; Metazoa; Chordata; Actinopteri; Cypriniformes; Cyprinidae. Gene Ontology annotation, biological process: cell adhesion mediated by integrin; cell-cell adhesion; integrin-mediated signaling pathway. The transcript has 6 exons.